Tricharina praecox is the source of this 1979-nucleotide messenger RNA. Its product is annotated as autophagy protein Apg6-domain-containing protein. The record is from RefSeq and is a predicted model, not a curated record. Gene Ontology annotation, biological process: cellular response to nitrogen starvation; autophagy; late endosome to vacuole transport. The coding region runs from base 83 to 1498 and encodes 471 amino acids. Lineage: Eukaryota; Fungi; Ascomycota; Pezizomycetes; Pezizales; Pyronemataceae. The transcript is spliced from 3 exons. Gene Ontology annotation, cellular component: phosphatidylinositol 3-kinase complex, class III, type I; phosphatidylinositol 3-kinase complex, class III, type II; phagophore assembly site.
CACUCCACUCCAUACAUAUUCAAUCUGAAGUCCACAACGCUCACCCUCAAAAUCGCCCACCUUUCAACCCCACACGCGCAAAAUGAAGUGUCAACGAUGUCGGCAAGCGAUAAAACUGCACGGCUCACUCGACGAUAUGAGUCCGGCAGCUUUCAACCUGCUAAUAGGUGCAUCUGAACACCCCACACUAGUCGAACACACGCCGUCCACCAAACCCGCGUACCCGCCGGACCGCCGAGAAGCGUACGAAAAAGCCGUGCGCGACGCCGGCGGUGCGCCCUCCUACAAGCGGCAUGUGCCGAACCCGCGGUCCUCGCGCACGGCGCAGUCGAAAUCCAUCUACCAGAACCCGGCGGAAUCCUUUGUCGUGCUCACGGAGUCGUCGAUGAUGCCGCCGGCGCCCAGCUUGAGUCGGCAGAACAGUCCGCGGACCCAGGAGUUGGAGAGGGUGGCCGCCGAUAAUGAUCAGAACGCGCAGAGCCAGACCGCGAAGCGCUCCGAGAGACUGUUUGAGAUCCUGAGCGCGAGAACGGAUGUCGAUCAUCCCAUCUGUGCCGAGUGCUCGGAGCUCUUGGUGGAGGGCUAUACGAAGCGUCUGCAGGUCGUGACGAAGGAGAGGGAUGCAUUCGUGGAGUUCCUCAAGCGGGUCAAUGCGGAGAUACCCACCGAGGCGGAACAGGAAGCGCAGCAGGAGGAGCUGCGGAGGCUGGAGGAAGAGGAUGCGGAAGCUUUGCAAGACCUGGAGGACCUAGAGAGGGAGCGCGCGGAGGUCGAGGCGGAGACGAAACGGCUCGAGGAGGAAUCCAGGGAGCUCGAUAAGGAGGAAGAAGAGUUCUGGCGCGACAGGAAUGCGUUUACCCAGAAACUUGACGAGUUCCAGAAUAUCAGGGAUUGCGUUAAUCAGCAGUAUGACCACGACUCCAAGCAGUUGGAGAAGCUCCAGAGAACGAAUGUUUACAAUGAUACGUUUAAUAUCGGUCAUGACGGUUUCUUUGGGACCAUCAACUCGCUGCGGCUCGGGCGGUUACCUAAUCAGGCGCAGCAGGUUGAGUGGGCCGAAGUCAACGCGGCAUGGGGCCAAACACUCCUCCUCCUCGCCACGAUUGCCGAAAAACUCGGCUUCGCAUUCAGCGGCUACCGUCUCAAACCCAUGGGCUCGACCAGCAAAAUCGACAAGCUCGAUCCGCCCAGCUCCGCCUCCUCCACCGAGCCCAAGAUAACCACACUCGAAUUAUUCUCCUCCGGGGACAUGCCCAUAGGCCGCAUGUUCAUGUACAGAAAGUUUGAUAUGGCGAUGGUGGCAUUCCUCGAGUGCUUACGACAGGUGGCAGAAUUCGUCGAGCAGCGAGACCCCACCAUGAAGCUGCCGUACAAAAUCGCAAAGGACAAGAUCGGUGAUAGUUGCAUUAGACUCGCGUUCAACCAGGAUGAGGCGUGGACUCGUGCUUGCAAGUACACGCUCACUUGUGUUAAGUUCUUGUUGGCCCAUACAAGGUAAGUCCUGCUCGAGCGAGAGGCGGGGUCCGACGGUCGAUAACAUUGAGAUUGGUCCUCCAUAGCAAUGUGGCUUAUGCAAGACGUAAUGGUGGGAUAUGAGUUGUUGCAGGCGUUUUUUUUUCCAGCGAAGGGUCAGGCAAGCACGCUUAUUUCUGUUUGAUAUCCACGAAGUUGAGGAUCAUAUUGAUUCUCGUCACCAAGACAUAGCUUGUACACAUACUUGGAAGUAUACACAUGUACACAUCACCGCAUGUUUCUAUUCGCUGCAUGUUUGUCCAGUGUUUUAGAACUGCUCAGGCGUUGAUGUAUCUCCAUGAAUAUGAAUCCAUUCUGCCAACGCACUCCAAUUCUAGGUUAACUUCCUGUGUACAUACCGCAGCAGUGAUCAUGACCACCGCAAUUGCCCAAGCGACAGACCGGAAUGUGCCAUUCGUCCUAUGCAUCUGGCUGAGCGAGUGAGCGAGUGGGAGUCACAAGCGAAA